This is a messenger RNA of Lentinula edodes (shiitake mushroom), 1524 nucleotides long. RefSeq lists its product as uncharacterized. The record is from RefSeq and is a predicted model, not a curated record. Bases 65 to 1240 code for a protein of 391 amino acids. The transcript has 5 exons. Gene Ontology annotation, cellular component: nucleus. NCBI's taxonomy places the organism in Eukaryota, Fungi, Basidiomycota, Agaricomycetes, Agaricales, Omphalotaceae. Gene Ontology annotation, biological process: poly(A)+ mRNA export from nucleus.
GAAAGACGUUAUUCACACAACCACCACCACCUACUGCCAUCCUCUUUCUCUUCGUUCACUAACCAUGUCUACGGACAAGCUUGCUCGUGAUAUCUUCGGAGGCUCCGACUCUGAGCUUUCUUCAGACGACGAUGAGGUCCAAGGCCGACAAUUAGACACAACAGCCUACGAUGACAAUGACGGUGGUUCCGGGGCUGACUCGGAAGAUGAAUACCAGGAAAAACAACCUUCUACUUCUAGCCGCAAGACGAAGAAGACUGGAAAAUCAAAGCAGCGUGAUGAAAGCGAGGAGGGUAAGACAAAGAAACGAAAGAGAACGAGUACGGUCAAGAAGACGAAGAAGAAGAGUGCGUAUGAGGAUGUAGAUUUGAGUCAGCUUCCGCCUGAGCAAGCCAACAAGAUUCGACUUGACAGGCAGAUUGAGGCAAUUCUCAAAACGAAAAAAUCCUCAAGACCGAAGAAGCGCAAGAAUAACGAUGAAGUAUUGGAUUCGUUUGCGGAUGAUGAGGUAGCGAGGUUAAGAGAGACAAUGAAUAAUGCUGCUGAGGAAGAUAUGAAAGCGAACCAGGAAAAGUUGCCGGCUACUGCCAAGUUGAGGUUUUUGGCUGAGGCUAUGGAGACUUUGAGAAAAGCAUCCCUAGCACAAUCAAUUAUCGACAAUAAUCUCCUCGACGCCGUCAAACGUUGGCUCGAACCUCUCCCCGAUCGAUCACUCCCUGCUCUCAACAUCCAACGUGAACUCUUCGUCACCCUUCGCAAGAUGGAAUUUAUCGACUCCUCCGUAAUCAAAGAAUCUGGGCUUGGUCCUCUUGUUCUCUUUUACACAAAAUGCCAGCGAGUGCAGCCUGACGUCAAACGCGUGGCGAACGAGUUGGUGAGUAUUUGGAGUCGACCAAUCAUCAAACGCAGCGCGUCGUAUCGUGAUAGGGUGGUACCGACGAUGAAUAAUAUGGACGUGGACGAUGGUGCUCCCGGAUCGCAGUCCCUGUCGCAAUCGCAAUCGCAGUACAGACCGGAGAAGUUGAACGCGAUCCUAGCGAGGGCGAGGGAAGAGGACAAGAAUAAGAUAAGAAAGAAUGCAGUGAGCAUACCGCAGAGUUCACUUGGAACAUAUACGGUUGCGCCGAAGAAUAAUGCGGGAUUGGCGAAGAUGAAUGCGAGUGUGGAUAAUGAUGUUGAAAGGAGGAAGAAAAACGCGGAGAGGUUGAGGAGUUUGACGAGGAAAGUUGCAGGAAAAUGAGAUAAUUUGUUGUAUACCCUUGUGUCUUCUGCUUAGGCUUGGGAACCGCCGGGCCUUGCUCCGCUGAAUUGCAACCACCGCCGGUCGAUGGCGAUGGCUGAAUUCCUCGGCAAGAUUGCAAUGAUGAUUGAUUUUGGAGGCUACAUAGUUGCGUUAGCGAAUAUAAUAUACGAUAAUACUUUGCAAAAACGAUGAAAUCCUGAACCGCGACGAGUACUAUCUGGAGCACCUAAGUAUAGGAGGAGGAGGUACCCCCAUAGGUUCAACACACUCCGAACCGGGAU